This is a messenger RNA of Toxorhynchites rutilus septentrionalis, 2546 nucleotides long. RefSeq names its product protein sarah (gene sra). Bases 208 to 969 code for a protein of 253 amino acids. Gene Ontology annotation, molecular function: calcium-dependent protein serine/threonine phosphatase regulator activity; nucleic acid binding. NCBI's taxonomy places the organism in Eukaryota, Metazoa, Arthropoda, Insecta, Diptera, Culicidae. The record is from RefSeq and is a predicted model, not a curated record. The transcript is spliced from 2 exons. Gene Ontology annotation, cellular component: nucleus; cytoplasm. Gene Ontology annotation, biological process: calcium-mediated signaling.
GCUGGCAGCCAUCACAGUUCGUCGUUGGCAAUCGCAGUGCAAAGUUCGUCUUUUGUGGUGUACGUUCUUGUGCAAGAAAAGUGAAAAUUAGUUGGAAAAAUUCCUGGAAAAUUAACCAAAAACUGUGCAAAAGAUUAAAUCCAAAAUCAUUGUCGUUCUGGGACGCAGGUGAGUCGAUAGAGGAGCACAUCGUGCACAGAAAAACAAAUGGCCCAUCCAGCAGCUGCCGGUGGAGAUCUGGACGCCAGCACGCCGGACGAGAACUUGUUCAUAAAUGCGUCCGAUGGUCUGCCGAACGAACAUCCGGCGCUGCCCAGUGCUUAUGAUUCGGAAAACGAAUCCAAUCCGGUGGAUGACGGUCUUUUAGAGGACUUGCCGACGUCAAUCAUCGUCACCAACAUACACUCGGAGGUGUUUGCCAGUGUUGAACUGAAGGCCCGAAUGGAGGAACUGUUCAAAACCUUCUCUGAGAACGCAACUUUCCAGUGGUUGAAAAGUUUUCGACGGUUGCGGGUGAACUAUGACACUGCACUAGCGGCGGCGAAUGCGCGCAUCCAGCUGCACCAGUAUCAGUUUGGGAAAUCUAUAAUUACCUGCUAUUUGGCCCAACCGGUCACACCGGUUUCGAAUAAGAAUCUCAAGCCACCAGCACCUGUCAAACAGUUUCUCAUCUCACCUCCAGCGUCUCCGCCCGCCGGCUGGGAACCGGCCGAGGAAAAUGAACCCCUCGUGAAUCACGAUCUGUUGGCGGCGCUGGCCAAUCUAACACCAGGUGUGAUCCACGAGAUCCACGCUCAGACGGAUAACCACCCGGGUAUUGUGUUGCAUACGGCAAAUAUGGGAAUGCAGGAGGAUGGUCACAGUAACAAAUCGUCCGGUGGCAGUAGCUUCGAUGAUGACGACGAAGACUUUCCGCGGAAGGGGCGAAUCGUGCAGACUCGAUGCCCCGAACGUCAGGAUUCCACCUAAGAAGGGACCACGAGAAACUCGGCCCGGCUCGAGGGAGAUCGUUGUUAGAUAUUUUGUGAUUUUAUAAAAUGAAUGUUUUUUCGGUUUUGUCUCAUUGUUUUUUUUAUGAAUCUCUGUGUCGUAUGUAUUGGAUCCGAGAUCUGAAUUAGAAAUCGGAUUAUUAUUUUUAUAUCAAAUGACAGCAGAGUUUUUUUUUCGUGAUGAUUAUAAAAAAAGGAGUCUAUAAGUGUACAUAGGAACUUCAAAAUUUGUAAAUACAUUAAUUAUCUCUCGUGCUUGUUUACACACACAUACACCAAAAAUUCGUGUACAGACUGAGUUAAGAGCACUCACAUCCUUACUUCACUUUGUUUUAAUUAGAAUCGGUUACUUUGCAAAUUGAGGGAUUCUUAAUAAUUAAACCAGCCAUCCCGACGAUAUGUUGCACUCACGAAAUAGGAUGAGGUGCAUUCACACCAAUAUGACAUAAAUUUGUUUGUUUCAACGAAAGUGAGACAAAUUGUUCAAUAUACAAAAAACUUUGAGAAAAUGUCGCACGCAGGUGCCAUGAGUAGCGUUUUGUCGAGCGGGAACGAGAGCGGAUCAAAUGAUUGAAUUUGGCGAUAGGGGAAUUUUAUUGAUUAUGUUUAGUUACAGUUCCAAUAGCAGUUCAUGAGUCACAUUUCCACUUUGAAGAUUUGAACGCUAAAAUACCUACUUCUAUGCGCCAGGAGUCCUGAUGAAUCUGCAGUAGAUUUUGGAGAAUGUAAGAACGACAUGAACAAAGAAAAUUAGAUUUUUUAGAAAAGUCUAUUAUCGAUUUGUAGGGACAAUUGUGGACGAGAAAAUCAUUGUCGGUCCUCUAGUUUGGUCAGAACUGAACGUGUUAAAGCGCUGAAUCAUUUUAAAAUUAUGAUUCCGAAUUCUAAAAAGAUUGAACACGAAAAAAUCUGGACACGAAAAUCUCAUCGGGGUUUAUUAGCGUUAUUAGCGUGGAGAGAUAAGAGGAUCUCUUUCAAGGGAAAUUAAUUCCGAACGCAAAGGGUUGAAAAUGCGUUUUGUUUCCUAUAGUUCAAUGUAACAGUUAUGCAUCAGUAGGUAUCAUGAUUAUUGUACGACCAUCGUUACAGUCUUCCUUCCUACCAUAGGCCAUUGCUCGAACUUUUCUUCGUAUACGGUCCAUAGUUUUUUGCAUGAGCCCUGCUCCCACUUUCAUGGUUGCCAAAUCCCAUUUCCGAUUAUUAUCCAUCAGUUAAAUUGCAGUUCCACCCUGAUUGUUCAACAUGUACUUCACAAUUGAACAGUAUUUGCUAGUAAUUUUUUGCUGUUCCAUUGUUUGAUGGAAUGUUAGUAGUGAUAGCUGAUAAAUUUGCUGAUUCAAGAUCCCAGAAGUAACCAAAGUUCGUCUUGAAUCUAUGAUCGAAAACUGCCAGACAGAACUUUUGCCGCACAUAAACACGCAUUCAAAUUUUCGUGUAGUUUCCUCGAGCGUUUCUUUAUUUCCUGGGCCUGCUUUGCAAUCCGGUCCGCUGGGUAACAUUUGCCCCUUCGCCGCUUCUCUCUAUGAUAGUUCCGGACUCCACUUGAAAAAAACCCAC